AUGACAGCCCAACUCAAAGGCAUCGACGUCUUUAUUGUCUGCUGCUUACUGGACGAGGUUGCCCUUGCCAAUGCAGCCAAGAAGGCAGGAAUAAAGCGUUACGUUCCAUGCUUUUAUGCUUCGGUGAUGCCCAGGGGCGUCCAGACCUUGCGCGACAACAAGGAGGUCAUACUAGACCAUAUUCAAAGACUGCACCUUUCUUAUACCGUCAUCGACGUCGGUUGGUGGUACCAGAUCAGCCUCCCCCGUCUGCCAUCCGGCCGCAUUGAUCGAAACCUCUUUCUUUACAAUAGUGCUAUUGGGGGCGAUGGUGACGUACCUUCGGCCAGGACCGACUCCCGCGAUGUUGGCGUGUAUGUUGCUCGCAUCAUCGCCGACCCUAGGACCCUUAAUCAGAAGGUCUUUGCCUAUACCGACCUCCGCACUCAGCGCGAGCUAUAUGAUACAGUUGAGAAACUCAGCGGCGAGAAGAUUGAAAGGAAAUAUCGCACCGCUGAUGAAAUUGACGAUGGUAUCGCCAGGACUAAAGACGAUCCGUACAAGAUGAUGGAUUACUACCAGUUCACCUACCAAAAGUCAUUUGACAUUAUGGGAGAAAAUACACCCGAAUACGCCCGCUACCUAGGCUAUCAAAUCGGCAAGGACCUCUACCCCGACCUGGAAGGAAUCUCUUUUGAAGAUUUCUUCAAAGAGACGCUGGAAACUGGCCUGAAGCCCAUGUAUGAGGAGCAUGCUGAUUUUCUGCGGGAAUCCAGCUCUUUCGUUUUCAAGGGUUAA
Penicillium olsonii is the source of this 777-nucleotide messenger RNA. The record is from the annotation of a GenBank genome assembly. Lineage: Eukaryota; Fungi; Ascomycota; Eurotiomycetes; Eurotiales; Aspergillaceae.